Trichoderma reesei QM6a is the source of this 1047-nucleotide messenger RNA. RefSeq lists its product as uncharacterized. The record is from RefSeq and is a predicted model, not a curated record. Bases 1 to 1047 code for a protein of 348 amino acids. The transcript has 2 exons. NCBI's taxonomy places the organism in Eukaryota, Fungi, Ascomycota, Sordariomycetes, Hypocreales, Hypocreaceae.
AUGGUCAAAGACAACGAAUACACCACAAAGGGCCUCCCCCCUCCCCCCCACGUCUCCAUCACCACAAAGCCCAUGGCCGGCCUCCUCGUCGACAUCUACGGCCUGGAAGAGCUGCCCCCAGCCCCCGCGCCCGUGUCAUGCCUGUGGCUGCUGCAUCCCCGAACGCGCGCAAGGGGCAUCAUGCACGACGUUGCGCGACGCACCAUCCACGCAUGGAACCAGAACCAGAACCAGAAGCAAAAGCAGAAGCAGGGCCAAGCUGUUCAGGCGAGGGGGCUCGUGGCGCUGGUGUUUGACAUGCCGAACCACGGCUCCCGGACGGUGAGCGAGCUGGCCAACAAGGCGUGGGACCAAGGCAACGAGCAGCACGCCAUGGACAUGCUGGGCUUUGUGAGGGCCGGCGCGGCGGACGUGAGCUUGUUGAUGGACCAGGUGGGCGGGUAUCUGGGCAGGGACGAGGUGGAUGGGCAUGUCUGUCUCGGAUGGAGCUUGGGAGGGCACGCGGCGUGGGAGAGCUGGUUUGCCGAGGAGAGGGUUGAUGCGGCGGUUGCGGUUGUGGGAUGUCCGGAUCUUGCGGGCCUGUUGAGUAGCCGGGCUGCGGCAUCAAAGCUGGACUGCGGCGAGACGGGGUUCCUGGGCAGCAAGUACUUCCCGGCCGAUACCAUUGCCGCCAUACGGAAGAGCGAUCCAAAGGGCAUUCUCUUCGGGACGGACCCCGUGCCCUCACUGCCCCUUUCUCAGGCCGAGCAGGACCGGCUGCGUAAGAUCUUUGAUGGCCGCAUCAGGGGCAAGAAGCUGCUCUUGUGCUCGGGGGCCGCAGACGAGCUUGUUCCGUAUAAGCACGCCCAGCCGCUGAUUGGCGUGUUGAAGGAUGCCGCCGAGGGAUGGUACAAGGAUGGCGGGCUGGAGGUGGAUGAUCGUGUGUAUGAGGGCGUGGGACACAAGUUUUCAGCGGACAUGGUGCGUGAUGCCGUGGAGUUUUUGGUGAGGGUUGUUGGGGAGGGGAGACGUGGGAGGGAUGCUGGUGAGGCGAGGGCGAAGAUGUAA